Messenger RNA from Arvicanthis niloticus (Nile rat), 3391 nucleotides. It is a transcript of the gene Il17re, whose product is annotated as interleukin 17 receptor E. The record is from RefSeq and is a predicted model, not a curated record. NCBI's taxonomy places the organism in Eukaryota, Metazoa, Chordata, Mammalia, Rodentia, Muridae. Gene Ontology annotation, molecular function: interleukin-17 receptor activity.
CCUGCUGCUCUCUUGCAGACAGGAAAGGCAUGGUCUCUGUGUCCUGAUCCUAUAGAAGCUCAUGGGGAGCCUCAGACUGGCAGCCUUGCUCCUGUCUCUCCCCCUACUGCUCAGCCUCGUUGUGUCUGCUCAGAUUGCCUGCUCCUGCCUGCCACGUUGGACCAGCCACUGUCUACUGGCCUGCCGUGUGGAUAAACGUUAUGCUGGAUGUUCUGCUCAAAGCCCCUGCCCUACCGUCCUAGCCACAAAGCCUUGGCACUGGUCUUACUGUUUGUGGCUGUGUCUGGUGUCACGUUCUUCAGGCCUUCAGUGGGGCUGGUUCCCUCUCUUGGUGAGGAAAUCUAAAAGUCUUCAUAAAUUUGAAGUCUACUGGAGGCACAAGACACCAGCAUCCUUCCAGAGGAAGCUGCUAGACAGUUCUUCCCCCUCUCAGGAAAGCCACCACAUUUCCAUCCUCUUCCCAGCCAUCUCCCACAGAGGCCUGCGCACCAAAAGGACCCAGCCUUCAGCUGCAAAAGGAAUAGAACAUCUCCCUGAAGCAGGGUCACAAAAGCAUGGAGGACUUGAAUUCUCCUUUGAUUUGCUGCCCGAGGUACAGGCUAUUCGGGUGACUAUUCCUCCAGGCCCAGAGGCCAGUGUGCGCCUUUGUUACCAGUGGGCACUGGAAUGUGAAGAUAUGAGUAGUCCUUUUGAUACCCAGAAAAUUGUGUCUGGGGGCCACACUGUAGACCUGCCUUAUGAAUUCCUUCUUCCCUGUAUGUGCAUAGAGGCCUUCUACCUGCAAGAGGACACUGUGAGGCACAAAAAGUGUCCCUUCCAGAGCUGGCCUGAAGCUUAUGGCUUGGACUUCUGGAAGUCAAUCCGCUUCACUGACUACAGCCAGCACAAUCAGAUGGUCAUGGCUCUGACACUCCGCUGCCCACUGAAACUGGAGGCCUCCCUCUGCUGGAGGCAGGACCCACUCACACCCUGCGAAACCCUUCCCAAUGCCACAGCACAGGAGUCAGAAGGAUGGUAUAUCCUGGAGAAUGUGGACUUGCACCCCCAGCUCUGCUUUAAGUUUUCUUUUGAAAACAGCAGCCAUGUUGAAUGUCCCCGCCAGAGUGGCUCUCUCCCAUCCUGGACUGUGAGCAUGGAUACCCAGGCCCAACAGCUGACUCUUCACUUUUCUUUGAGGACGUAUGCUACCUUCAGUGCUGCCUGGAGUAACCCAGGUUUGGGGAUGGGUACCUCCAUGCCUCCUGUGUACAGCAUCAGCCAGACCCAGGGCUCAGUCCCAGUGACUCUAGUCCUCAUCAUUCCCUUCUUGAGACAGGGGAGCUGCAUCCUGGUGUGGAGGUCAGAUGUCCAGUUUGCCUGGAAGCACCUCUUGUGUCCUGAUGUCUCCCAUAGACACCUCGGGCUCGUGAUCCUGGCACUACUGGGUCUCACCACUCUACUGGGUGUAGUUCUGGUCCUCCUCUGCCGGCGCCUACUGCCAGGCGCCCCUUACCCUACUCAGCUGUUGCUCGGGUCCCCAGGCUCAGGUCGAACAAGGCCAGUUUUACUCCUACACGCAGCGGACUCAGAGGCACAGCGCCGCCUGGUGGGAGCUCUGGCCGAACUGCUGCGGACCGCGCUGGGUGGUGGACGCGACGUGAUCGUGGAUCUUUGGGAAGGGACGCACGUAGCACGCAUUGGACCACUGCCAUGGCUCUGGGCAGCGCGGGAGCGCGUGGCACGGGAGCAGGGCACGGUGCUGCUCCUGUGGAACUGUGCGGGCCCCAGCACCGCCUGCAGCGGCGACCCGCAGGCUGCCUCCCUUCGCACCCUGCUGUGCGCUGCUCCAAGCCGGCUGCUGCUUGCCUACUUCAGUCGCCUCUGCCCCAAAGGUGACAUCCCCCGGCCGCUGCGCUCUCUGCCGCGCUACCGCCUGCUUCGUGACCUGCCGCGCCUGCUUCGAGCGCUGGAUGCUCGGCCUGCCACCCUAGCCACCAGUUGGAGUCACCUUGGGGCUAAGCGGUGUUUGAAGAGCCGCCUGGAGCUGUGUCACCUGCUGGAACUCGAGGCCGCCAAAGAUGACUAUCAAGGCCCAACCAAUAGUCCCUGUAGUUUCAGUUGUCUGUAGACUAUGAAGCAACAGCAGCAACUCCAGAACGAGGCCUCAAACAUGUACUCCUUGGGGGUGCUUCUUGCCCUCCAAACCGUGUAAGACUCAACUCAGGUCCCACGUUUGACAAGCCUCCCUCCCGCAUUUGCUCCUCUCAUAGUCCCUGAGAGGAAGUUGGGCUUUCCUGGUAGGUCCUCAGCCCUUUCUGAGAAGGAGGGGCGAUUUUUCCAUUUCUUCUCAAAACUGCAAAAAGACAGCCAUCUGCACCAUAUGCGCUAGUCCAGGCUGGACAGCUAGGCCACGGUUGCAAAGCAGGGCCCAUGUGUCAAGCUCUUGAAAGGAGUUCUGCUCCACAGAGUUGAGAGAAACCGCCCUGUAAGCCAGGGGUCCCUUGCCCUUUCCCAGAGGGAGGCCCCCUCAAGAGAUAGUUUGAUUUUUUUGUUUGUUUCUUUGAGACUGAAUCCCACUGUGUAGCCCUUCAUGGCCUGGAACAAAGAGAUCCACCUGCCUCUGGCUCCUGAGUGCUGGGAUUAGAGGCCUACAUCACCACAAUUGGUGAGAGAGAGGGUUUCUAUCGUCUAGAAAGAUGAAUAAAAGCAAACAUCAUAGACACACUAAGGACCAGUGUGCUGCUCUUGUGUGCCCGGGCCUGUCAGGAAGCCUGCCCUGGGCUUGUUCUAGAACAGCUCACCAGCUCAAGUCCUUUCAUUCAUACUGUCAUCUGUGGUUUCAUUCCCACUAGCACUGCCUUGAAAGGCAAGGAGGACCCAAUGCAUCCUGGAUCCUCUCCUCGCUAUUCUUCCAAGAGCCGAAGGUCAGCUAGGCUGCAUGCCCAUCCCCACCCCUCUAGUCCCAGCAGUACAGAACCUCUGCGGAGUACUGGCUCUCCCAGGCCUGACUGCCCCUCCGGCUCCCUUGAACCCUGGCCAGGCAGUGGGGAGCUCACUUUCUGGUGUCCUUUGGCACAGCUCACUGUCUUCAGAGCUCCUGUUUCACGAGGGUCACUGUCACUGAGGGAAGUACUUGAAGAACCUAAGUAUAGAGGAGACCCAGUGGACCUCAGGAUCCUAGGGUCAUACAGGAAGUGGAAACACCAGGAAGUGGAAACACCCAGGAUGCCACAAGCCUGGGGUCUUCCCGAUCAGAUCGAUCAGAACCUUUGUUUUGGGUGAGAUCCAGGGUAAGGAAUGCCUUUACUCGGUAGUGACUCCAGCUGUGCUGCCUUCCCAGUGCUCCUCCCAGCCAGGUGCCAGCCGAAGUAGAGGAGGAGAAGGAAGAGAGGCCACCACCCAAGUCCAAAGC